AUGCAUUUGAUUGGAGCUCAGUUCUUUUACCAAUGGAAUAUCUGUUCAUUGCAGGGCUUUGCCAUUCUCUUCUGCUUCGUGCUCAAGGCGGAGAGUCAACUGCGUGGACCGCCAUUCCUGAGCAGCAACGGCAGCAGCCAGAGCAGCUCGCUGAAGCAGACCAAGUUCAACACGAGCAAGACCAGCCUGGACGACAACUACUGCACGACGACGACGGCCAGCAUAAAUAGUCCACUGAGCUUCUAUAUGAACCAUGACAAGGAGAAGGAGAGCGAGUGCCUGGCCCCAUCAGCAGCAGCAGCAGCAGCAGGAGGAGGCACAGCAGCCGUAGUCAUCGCAGCUGGGCCGAGCGGAGCGGGCGCCGCGCCGCUGCAACAGAAGCAGGGCCUGGAGCUGUCAACGACAGCCGCCGGGGCUGUGCAGCUGCCGUUGACAAUCAUCUCGACGGCGCCGCGCUGCCAGGCGGCCAUUGUAAGCAGCACGGCAGAGACGCUGCUCGGCGGGCAUCAGCAGCUGCCGCUGACGGUGGCCGCCUCGCCAGCCACGCGCUGCUGUGCUCUGCUAGGGGGCGGCGGCGGAGCUGGCGCUGGCAUUGAGGCGCCCAGUGGGCUGGGCUAUGCGUACGACGCCUACACAAUGGGCGGCCUCACGGGCAGCCUGGGCAGGCGCAUGCUGCACCACCAUCAGCCACACUAUGCCACGGGGCCAUGCGACGAAUUCGUGGGCGUCGAGACGCUGGACAUACUACAGGGAUUGGCAGCAGACAGCAUCAUUGGCAUACACACGGCCACGCCCCCUCAGUAUGUGCCGCUGCAGCACAAUCCGUACGUGGACUUUGUGCCCAGCCCCCUGCUGCUCAGCAUGCAGGCGGGGCCCGGGCCGGGGCCACCCACCAUCAGCGGGAAUCUGAGUGGAGCCGGCGCCCUCCUGUCCAGCAGCACGCUGCCCACGCCCAAGACGCAGAAGCGCGUGACCAUACUGGAGCCAACGUCGCGCACCACCUUCGAUCCCAUGCUGCCCACCAUGGUGGCCGCGGUGGUGUCCACCACAACCACCACGGCCACCAGCACAGUAUCCGUGACGCCGUCCACGCAGACCGCCGGAGUGGACAGCAGCAGCAAGGGCUCGGCCGGCGAUGCGACUCUGGAUCGCAUCAGCCACGAUCUGGACUACUUGCUGAACCGGGGCUGCCUGGAUGCGGAUGCGGCAACGCCGCCACCACCGCCGCCGCCCGCCGUGGUGGUCAAGAAGUGCGACGAGGCGCAGCAGAGCAGCCAGCUGUAAGGGCGCCCCGUAAACCCAUCAGUGUAAAUAGAGUAGUCGAACGAACUGUAAAUAGCCAACUAUUAGUGCUUAAAUGGAUAGCUCUAAUUUAUUUAUUUCAUAAUUAGUUUCUUUAGUUCUG
Messenger RNA from Drosophila navojoa, 1405 nucleotides. RefSeq lists its product as uncharacterized. Gene Ontology annotation, molecular function: G protein-coupled receptor activity. The record is from RefSeq and is a predicted model, not a curated record. Gene Ontology annotation, biological process: adenylate cyclase-activating G protein-coupled receptor signaling pathway. Lineage: Eukaryota; Metazoa; Arthropoda; Insecta; Diptera; Drosophilidae. Gene Ontology annotation, cellular component: membrane.